Molecule: messenger RNA, 1159 nt
Organism: Nelumbo nucifera (sacred lotus)
Lineage: Eukaryota; Viridiplantae; Streptophyta; Magnoliopsida; Proteales; Nelumbonaceae
Product: small ribosomal subunit protein eS4x-like
Biological process (GO): translation
Cellular component (GO): ribosome; cytosolic small ribosomal subunit
Molecular function (GO): structural constituent of ribosome; RNA binding
Source: RefSeq, a predicted model, not a curated record
CUCCUCAUAUAUAUUUCAGCGUUUACAACCCUAAACCCGCCUCUUUCACUUUGCAUUUGCUGUUGGAAGCUCCGAAGCUCUGAUCGGAGAGCCCCAGCAGAAAAAUGGCUAGAGGAUUGAAGAAACAUCUGAAGAGGCUCAAUGCCCCAAAGCAUUGGAUGCUUGACAAGCUUGGGGGUGCAUUUGCACCUAAACCAUCUUCUGGACCCCACAAAGCCCGGGAGUGCUUGCCAUUGAUCCUCAUUCUGCGAAACCGGUUAAAAUAUGCUCUUACAUACCGUGAAGUUAUUGCUAUUUUAAUGCAAAGGCAUGUUUUGGUUGAUGGAAAAGUUAGGACAGACAAGACAUAUCCAGCUGGUUUCAUGGAUGUUGUGUCAAUUCCCAAGACAAAUGAGAAUUUUCGACUUCUGUAUGAUACAAAGGGUCGUUUCCGCCUCCAUUCUAUCAAGGAUGAAGAGGCAAAGUUCAAGCUCUGCAAAGUUCGAUCAGUGCAAUUUGGAGACAAGGGAAUUCCCUACCUGAACACAUAUGAUGGUCGUACAAUCCGCUAUCCAGACCCCCUCAUCAGGGCUAAUGACACCAUCAAGAUUGACCUUGAGGCCAACAAGAUAACAGAUUUCAUUAAGUUCGAUGUCGGAAAUGUUGUUAUGGUGACAGGUGGAAGAAACAGGGGGCGUGUUGGAAUCAUCAAGAACAGGGAGAAGCACAAGGGAAGCUUCGAGACUAUUCAUAUUCAGGAUGCAACAGGCCAUGAGUUUGCUACUCGUCUAGGGAAUGUUUUCACCAUUGGCAAGGGGACAAAGCCAUGGGUGUCUCUUCCCAAGGGCAAGGGUAUUAAGCUUUCCAUUAUUGAGGAAGCAAGAAAGCGCAUUGCGGCAGCAGCAGCCUCGACCGCCUAAAUCAUUUAAUGUAGUAGGUUGGCAUCAGUGACUCUUUUUCUUUUAGAUCUUUAGUUUUGUUCUUUUUAAUAUCAAUAUCAUAUCUGUAGUUUUUGUUCUGUUGCUGAGGAUAGAUUUUUAUGUGGGGACCUGGUUUUUGCAUGGCUGGGAUUUGGGGUUCAAAAUUUUGUAGUUUCACAUUCGAUUUUUGAGAGCUUAAAUAAUUUUCCUUGCUAUACUCUCUUGAAGGUAUUAUGAGGAGAAUUUUGCCUUUAGAUCCU